CAUGAGUGAUCCAGAACCCUGCAGAAUGAAACACACUGAAGAUACUAAAGAACAAAGAGAUCGCUGUGAUGCAUUUUUGCUAUUCGCAAUCAAGAAGAGAGAGAGACCUAUCAUGCGGAGCCACAGCACACACAACAGGAAAGCCCCUGCUUAAUGAGUGACGAUAAAGGAGGGAAAUAAACAUUAAAACAUCUGACCCGAUGGAAGAGAGCGAGGAGAGUGAAGAACUGAGUGAAGUGGAGGAGAAACAUCAUGACAAACCUGGAGAAAAACCUUUGAGUCGCUCAAAGACUAAAAAGACAUUUGUAAAGAAAAGAAGAACCAAGAAAUCUACAACCUGCACUCAGUGUGGAAAGAGUAUAUCAACCAGACAUCUUGAUGUGCACAUGAGAAUCCACACCGGAGAAAAGCCGUUCACAUGUGAACAAUGUGGUAAGAGAUUCACACAAACACCAAAUCUUAAGAAACACAUGAGGAUCCACACCGGAGAGAAGCCGUUCACAUGUGAUCAAUGUGGGACAAGCUUUGCAUCAAAAGUAUGUCUUCAAAGACACAUGAGGAUCCACACUGGAGAGAAGCCGUUCACAUGUGAUCAGUGUGGGAAGAGUUUCCCAUACGAACAAAGUCUUGACACUCACUUUAGACUUCAUACUGGAGAGAAGCCGUUCACAUGUGAUCAGUGCUGGAAGAGUUUUACACAAAAAAUACACCUUAAGAGUCACAUGAUGAGCCACACUGGAAAGAAGCCGCAUGUAUGUGAUCAAUGUGGAAGGAGUUUCAUAGCUUUAGUACUCCUUAAAAAUCACAUGAGAAUCCACACCAGAGAGAGGCCGUUCAUAUGUGAUCAGUGUGAAAAGAGUUUCACAAACAAACAAAGUCUUGACCGUCACCUGAAAGUUCAUACUGGAGAGAGACCGUUCAUAUGUGAUCAGUGCGGGAAGAGUUUCAUAGAUUCUUCAAAACAUAAAAGACACAUGAAAAUCCACACUGGGGAGAAGCCGUACGCAUGUGAUAAAUGUGGGUUUAGUUUCACAGAAUCAGAUAAACUUAAGAGACACAUGAAAAUCCACACUGGAGAGAAGCCGUACGCAUGUGAUCAAUGUGGGAAGAGUUUCAGGGAUUCAGGAACCCUUAAGAUUCACAUGAGAAUCCACACUGGAGAGAGACCGUUCACUUGUGAUCAGUGCAGGAAGAGCUUCAAAGAUAAACCAAGUCUUGAGCAUCACAAGAGAGUUCACACCGGAGAGAAGCCGUUCACAUGUGAUCAGUGUGGGAAGAGCUUUAAAGAUAAAUCAAGUCUUGAGCUUCACAAGAGAGUUCACACCGGAGAGAAGCCAUACAUGUGUGUUCAGUGUGAAAAGAGAUUCUCUCUCAGAAAAUAUCUUGAUGUUCACAUGAGAGUUCACACUGGAGAGAAGCCGUUCACAUGUGAUCAGUGUGGCAAAACAUUUCUUGUGUCAUCAAACCUGAAGAAACACCUGACAGUUCAUACGAAGGAGAAGCCACAUUCAUGUUCUGUGUGUGGAAAGAGUUUUUCACUGCUGCAAAGUUUACAGAAACAUCAGAAAAUUCACACUGGUGUGAGAGAGUACAUGUGCUUUGAGUGUGAGAAGACUUUUAUUUCAGCAAGCCAUUUAAAACUGCACCAGAGAAUUCACACUGGAGAAAAACCUUACAAGUGUUCACACUGUGACAAGAGAUUCAGUUGUUCAUCAAAUCUGAAAGCACAUGAGAGGAUCCACACUGGAGAAAAACCUUACAAGUGUUCACACUGUGACAAGAGUUUUAAAUGUUCAUCUACUCUGAAAACACAUGAGAUGAUCCACACUGGAGAAGUCCACAAUAGAUUGUGAUCUUUUAUAUCUUCAUAAUAAUGUUAAAACUACACCAAUGAAUGCUCAUUAGGUGAUUGUGCUGACUGGCCAAAUUAUAUCACUCCGUCAAGUGUCUUUCAUUCAUGGUGACGUAUUUGAAUAACAAUUCAAUGCGAGCUAGCAAUAGAGCUAGGGUCAGUAGACUUAAAUCAGAUCAUGAUAUGGACUAGUGUCUGUGAAUAUUAAACCCCAAAAGACUGUCAAGGGUCUCACCUCAGUCAUGGUAUUGAGGGUGAAAGAGAGCACUGUUUUUGUUACGACUGCUGCCAGUACCAGGACUCAAACCCAUAACCUUUGGAUUACAAGUCUGACUCUAACCACUAUAGGCCACAACUGCACAUCAAGUGGUAGAUAAUAUGUAUGAUUCAGAGAGACGGCAACGUGGCCGUUUCAUAUACACCUUAUUGUAUAAAAACAAACUGUUUUUGAAUUGGAAAUUGAUGUGUAAAGAGAAAGAUUGGAAGUGAUAACUUUUGUAUAAAAACAAACUGUUGAUAAAUUGAAAAGUAAUAUGUGGAAAAAGGAAAAGAAACCCCAACAACAGAUGUUUGUAUUAAAGGUCCCGUUCUUCAUGAUCCCAUGUUUCAAACUUUAGUUAGUGUGUAAUGUUGUUGUUAGAGUAUAAAUAAAAUCUGUAAAAUG
This is a messenger RNA of Megalobrama amblycephala (Wuchang bream), 2516 nucleotides long. Its product is annotated as gastrula zinc finger protein XlCGF26.1-like. The transcript is spliced from 3 exons. Gene Ontology annotation, molecular function: DNA-binding transcription factor activity; RNA polymerase II cis-regulatory region sequence-specific DNA binding. Gene Ontology annotation, biological process: regulation of transcription by RNA polymerase II. The record is from RefSeq and is a predicted model, not a curated record. The coding region runs from base 201 to 1853 and encodes 550 amino acids. NCBI's taxonomy places the organism in Eukaryota, Metazoa, Chordata, Actinopteri, Cypriniformes, Xenocyprididae.